AUGUUUGGUUGCCUAGUAGCAGGUCGUCUCCUCCAGACGAACCUUGCGCAAAUCGACGAGACGCACGCGACAUUCGAGAUCCACAACGCGACCGCGGUAAAUCACCUCUGUGUCUUCUUGCUUGGAACAGUCCAGUUCCCGGAAGGCUAUGGCGCGACCGUACACUUUUUCUGGCCAGGCAAGGGUUUCCAAUUACUUGGGAUGCUCUCCAACGAGAAGCCCUCCGCGAUCUUCCGUGUGCGCGGCACGUACGCCGCACAGUCCACGGACGCUCACGCCGUAUUCACCGGCGCAACCUCCUCCGCACUCACCCUCGUCACCCCCGGCUCACCCCCGCCCACCGACGUGGUCGCGCACGUCGGGAUAUCCAUCGAGCCGCUCUCCCAGAUCCAACAAGAAGUCGUCGCGCUCCCCGGUCAAGGUCAAGCAGUUCUUACCGCCGAAGGCAGGGCGACUCAGGCUGCGGUCAUGGCGGAUCGCGUGGUCAAGAAUCUGUUCAACUACCUCUCGAGCUUCGUCGACGGGAACCCGGCAGCGAUGGGCGCGGACGUGAUGAUCCCGAUGGGCAUGAUUGGGCGGUGGUACGAGAACUUCAUGGCGAAGCUGCGGACUUCCGGGGCGGGGUUUCUGGAGCGGCAAGAAUAG
Molecule: messenger RNA, 645 nt
Organism: Epithele typhae
Lineage: Eukaryota; Fungi; Basidiomycota; Agaricomycetes; Polyporales; Epitheliaceae
Product: DUF775-domain-containing protein
Exons: 3
Coding region: 1-645 (214 amino acids)
Biological process (GO): protein import into nucleus
Cellular component (GO): nucleus; cytosol
Molecular function (GO): nuclear import signal receptor activity
Source: RefSeq, a predicted model, not a curated record